CCAUAAGCAAAUCAGAUCUCCUCAUUGUCUCCACCUUCGAUUCCAAAUCUUUCUCGGCCAUGGCGCUGGUGAUCUACGGUUAUGAUUUCAUCUGUUUUGCAUUGGUCGCUGGCGCCAUCUUCGGUUCCUUGUGGGUGAUCAGACGGACAGAAGGCGACCAGAUAUGCGACGAUGCCACCAGGUAUGAGAGCUUGUUGUUCGAUCGAUCUGAUCGGGACGGAUUCGUGGGUCAGAUGAGGAAUGGCCAUGUGGGGUCCACUCAGUUGUGGAUGAGCUGCUGGAGAGAGGUGCAUCCUGGAUGGCUCUUGGCUACCCGGGCUGUGUCUGCAUUUGUCUUGGCUGGGUUCCUGGCAUGGGACAUAAGAUGCUAUGAUUCGACCAUCUUUGUAUACUACACUGAGUGGACCGUUGCACUAGUCAUUAUCUAUUUCGCGCUUGGCACUGUGAUAUCCGCCCAUGGAUGCUGGAUGUAUUCAAAACAUCGCUUGGAAAAUGAAGAAAGAGGUGGCAGGUCCCGGAAAGCGGACUUAGAAGAGAGUAAAUCAACAGUCACAACAUAUAAAACAGCUAAAAUCAGCGGUGCCAUCGAAGGAGAAGGCCAUCAUGAGCAGGAGAUUAUCAAACAAAGAGCGGGUUUUUGGGGGUAUCUGAUGCAAACUGUAUAUCAGGCUUGUGCUGGUGCUGUAAUGCUGACGGAUAUCGUUUUCUGGUGUCUUAUAGUUCCGUUUCUCUCGAUCCAACAUUUCAGCCUGAAUAUGUUAAUGGGGUGCAUGCAUACUCUCAAUGCAGUGUUUCUUCUCCUCGACACCAUCCUCAACGACAUGCCGUUCCCGUGGUUCCGCCUGACAUACUUUGUGCUCUGGAGCUGUAUCUACAUCAUUUUCCAAUGGGUUAUCCAUGCAUGUGGUUUUCCAUGGUGGCCUUACCCUUUCCUUGAGCUCUCGACUCCUUGGGCGCCUAUGUGGUAUCUCUGCUUGGCUCUCAUUCAUAUCCCUUGUUACGGCUUAUACGCGCUUAUCGUAGAAGCGAAAAAUUCAAUUUUCCCGAGAUUGUUCCCACAAGCAUAUGUAAAGCCUUAUUAGCAUCCCCAAUUUCAUUUUUGCUUUUGAAAAUUGGAGGGAUGGUUUGGCUGUCACAAUUCAAUGUAUCUUUAGUUGUUUAAGCAUAAGAUGUGGAGGUGUUGUUUUUGUCCAUUCCCUCCAUUAAUACAUAGUUCAUUCCUUGAUAUUGAGAUCAGUCCUGAAACUUGUAUUUGUCAGUACUAGUCAAUGAAUGAUUGUAAUUCAUCUGAAUUUUUUUUAUC
This is a messenger RNA of Magnolia sinica, 1303 nucleotides long. RefSeq lists its product as uncharacterized. Gene Ontology annotation, cellular component: membrane. NCBI's taxonomy places the organism in Eukaryota, Viridiplantae, Streptophyta, Magnoliopsida, Magnoliales, Magnoliaceae. The transcript is spliced from 8 exons. The coding region runs from base 60 to 1082 and encodes 340 amino acids. The record is from RefSeq and is a predicted model, not a curated record.